Molecule: messenger RNA, 1339 nt
Organism: Aspergillus welwitschiae
Lineage: Eukaryota; Fungi; Ascomycota; Eurotiomycetes; Eurotiales; Aspergillaceae
Exons: 1
Coding region: 542-1303 (253 amino acids)
Source: RefSeq, a predicted model, not a curated record
CCUCUCUUCUCUCAGCUGCUUUCACCCCCACCCCACUUUUCUCUCGAUGACGCUCAUUCAUUCAUGAUGCAUCAUCGUCAUUAUCCACGGGUGGAGCUCAUCCAUGGUUCAGCUCGGAUUUCCUGUUGCGCGUUCCUGGAUCGAGGACAAGCCGGAUUUAUCUUUUCACAUAUCCACUUUUUCGGUCCCCCUGAUGAUUAGUUAUUUGUUGACACUAACUACUUCCUAAUGGACCUUUUUUUUUUCCCUUGAAUGUCUUGUUUUAGCGCCUGUUCAGGUUGGACUUGAUUUUUUCUUUUCAUUUUCCCUCUAGUUUUUUUCUUUACCCUUUUCACAGCGCUCUCUAGGGUUACCAGGCUUCGCACUCUUUCCCUCCUAAUCUCCUUCUCUCUUUUUCUCCUUUCAUUCUUUCCUACUAUUGCUCUUUCCUUCCUUGUAGGAAAGUUACCCCGCCAGAUUCACUUGCGCGGAUAAUUAACCGUGCUCUCCCGCGGUGUUGCUGCUACCACCACCACAAGACCAUUGCGUUCGACCAAGAGACAUGGCCAUCCUUGACAAAGAAAAUCGGCCCCGCGGCCUGCGAGUUCCGUCUUUUGCUCGCAAAGGCUUCAAGCAGAAGUCCUCUGAUUCUCUGCCAGACAGGGAGCCAGAGUCCGUGCAGGCACCCGCGACGACGGUAAUCCCACCUCGAACCGACUCUGUACCUGAUUAUUCGGCUCCUGCUCCGCUGCCUGCCGCCGUGCAGCCACCAUCAUCAACAUUCAACGCCCCUGUUCAUCAUCAAGAUACCCUCCCACAGCCUGCUCCACCAGCAGCUAACUACGCUCCCCCUCCUCGCGCUUAUCAGGCCUAUCGUCCUCCUGCUACUUCAGAGCCGGUGCAAAGCGCUCCGGCAAGGAAGGAGGUUCCCGAACCUACCAUCCAACGCCCGGAUGCCGAAGAGCCAUUGGAAGACUUUAUUCCAGAACCGGAGCCGGAAUUGGACGACACUGGCGCGCCUAUGGAACCCGUGUCCAGUGAAGAAAACAAUGGCCCAUGGACGCCUCCUGAUAUCGAGCCUGUCGCGGCGCCGCUGAACAAAUUGCACUUUGCCUGCUACCAGGACCAUCGGUCCAUGCCCCCCGCCAACAAUGUCUGGCAUGCUGUUCCCUGCAUGACCUGCCAGAAGUUCGAUCGUGAUGUUCGAUACCGUUGUGUCUUUUGCUGCUUGCGCAUCUGCACCGGCUGUUUCCAGACCUUGCAGACGAUCCCACGUCGGUCAUUGGCGCAGUUAAUGGAUUCCAUUCCUACGGCCAAGGCCUGAGAUCAAUCCAUUUUGCUUCUUGAUCUUUCUUCUCUG